CCGCCCGCGGGAGGGCAGGGCGGUGCGCUGGGCUGGGCUGGGCAAGGAGGCUGCGAGGCCGGUGAUUUGCCGCUUUGCGGCGGCUUUGAAGGAUUUGGAGGGCUGCGCCCGGGAGAUGCGGGGCUCCAUGGAGCCUGUUGAUCACACGCAGCCGGGGCUGCGGGGGAGCUGAGAGCGGCCGGCGCCCAACACCGCAGCCUCGGAGGAAGCACCCGCUCAGCACUCCUGAGCUCCGGCGGCUCCGUUCCGGACCAGGACCUGCUCCAGCAGCCAUCGUCUGCCCCUGCCUGAUGCCAGCUCCUGCUGAGCCCGCUCAACUUUUGCAGCUGGCGGUUGGCAGCCCUUGAUCCCCGAGAUGACCCCGAGAGCCUGGCUGCUGUGUCUGUCCUGGACCCUGGCUGCAUCGCUGCAACUUCAGCAGGGCAUGCCAAAUGUAUGUCUGGAACAAGAGCUGGCAAUAGUGGGACAGCGACAGCCGUGUGUUCAGGCUUUUGCCCAGGUUGUCAAGAUGUGGAAACGAGGCUGCACAGGACACAGGUGGUGUAUGGGCUAUGAGAGAAGGAUGGGGUAUUACACAGUCUACAAACAAGUGUACAUCAUAGAACAUCGAACUGUCUAUAAAUGUUGUCCAGGAUGGACCCAACAAGAUGACGAACCUGGCUGCUUGUACUUGUUGUGCUCUGUAGGCACUUGUUUCAAUGGAGGGAAAUGCUCUGAAGGAGGAUCCCUCAUGUGCCAGUGUCCAGCAGGAUUUCAGGGUCCACGCUGCCAGUAUGAUGUAAAUGAAUGUACCAUUGAGAAUGGUGGCUGUCAGGACCAGUGCUGCAAUACUAUUGGCAGCUACUACUGCAGAUGUCCAGCUGGCCAGAAACUGGGCGAAGAUGGAAAAUCAUGUGAAGAUGUUAAUGAAUGUGCAGUAGUAAAUGGAGGCUGCCAGCAGAGCUGUGUUAACACUCCGGACUCCUUCUAUUGCAUAUGCGAUAUGGGAUACAGACUCCAUGCUGAUGGACGCACCUGCCUAGCUGUCAGUUCCUGCACUGUUAACAAUGGGGGCUGUGAACAGGAGUGCAUUCAGAUCAGUGAUGACCACCACAAGUGCCACUGCCAUCCACGCUACCAGCUGAAGAGAGAUGGCAAACACUGUGAAAUGAUGGACCCCUGCGCAAGUGGGAACGGAGGAUGCUCACACAUCUGUCAAAACGAGAGAGGACUUGCAAAGUGUGAGUGCCAUCCUGGGUACUAUCUUUCUGCAGACAAAAAGUCCUGUGGAGACAUUGAUGAGUGUGCAGAAGAGACAGCCAGGUGUGCUCAUCGUUGUGUGAACACCCUAGGGUCCUUCACCUGUGUUUGUAAUCCUGGCUUUGAGCUGGGGGCUGAUGGAAAGCAGUGCUACCGCAUCGAAAUGGAAAUUGUCAAUAGCUGCGAAAGCAACAAUGGUGGUUGUUCUCAUCACUGCGAGCACUCGCCUGGUGGGCCUCACUGUUCUUGCAACCAGGGAUAUCUCCUUGAUUUGGAUGGGAAAACAUGCAUAGACCUGGAUGAAUGUGAGUCCAGCGAGGCCUGCUGUUCCCAGUUCUGCAUCAACUACAUUGGAGGCCAUGAGUGCAGCUGCAAGGCAGGGUUCCGGCUUAAUGCCAAUGGCUGCGUAUGUGAUGAUGUGGAUGAGUGUCUUGGUGACAAUGCCAGCUGUGAGCAUAUCUGUGUUAAUUCUCUGGGGUCAUACGAGUGCAUGUGUAGAGAAGGCUACAGACUUAAUCUCAAUAGACAUUCCUGCAUCUCACUAGAUGAUGAUGAGCUGGAGGAGGAGGAAGAAGAGAAACUGGAGAUCGCUAGGAUUCCAGGCCUUCGGUUCAGAAGACCUCCUCAGCUGCUUCGUUAUGCUGCCGCACUAGGCACCUUCUAUGAGGAUGAGGACAAAGAUGUACGAGGAGAACUCACUCUCAUGCAUAAAGUUGUUUGCCUGGAUAACACCUUUGGCAAUGAUUGUAGCCUGAGCUGUGAUGAUUGUAUAAAUGGAGGCAAAUGUAACAGUGAAAACAGUGGCUGCAUCUGUUCACCGGGGUGGACCGGAAUUAUAUGCAAUGAAACUUGCUCCCCUGGGACUUACGGGCAAGAUUGUAAUAACAUUUGUAAGUGUCAGAAUGGAGGCUCAUGCGACCAUGUAACAGGACAAUGUCACUGCCCACCGGGAAUUAAUGGACAGAUUUGUGAGGAUGGCUGUCCAAAAGGAUUCUUUGGGAAGAACUGUAACAAGAAAUGUAACUGUGCCAACAAUGGCUAUUGCCAUAGACUCUAUGGAGCCUGUCUGUGUGACCCAGGGUUAUAUGGUCGCUUCUGCCAUCUAACUUGUCCCAAGUGGGCCUUUGGAGCUGGCUGUUCAGAAGAAUGUCAGUGUGUCAAGGAGAACACUCUGGCAUGCAAUGCCAGAAAUGGUACUUGCACCUGCAAACCAGGUCAUCAAGGGAACAAGUGCCAGAAAGAGUGUCCGCCUGGCUUUUAUGGAGCUGGCUGUAAGCUGAAGUGCAGCUGUUCUGCUGAUGCUUUAUGUGACCAGGAGACUGGAGACUGCAAGCAUCCAUGCCCACCAGGUUUCCAUGGAGAAAGGUGCCAUUUAUCCUGUGGCCCAGGGAAGUUUGGUGCGAACUGCAGGCAGAGCUGUGGCUGUGCAGGAGCACUAUGCGACUCAAAGACUGGGGAGUGCAUGUGCCCUGCUGGCAGAAGAGGUGCUGCAUGUGAUCAAGAUUGCCCUGAUGGUCUGUGGGGAGUAGACUGCCAGUUCUUCUGUGAGACCUGUGAGAAUGGAGGGAAGUGUAACAAAGUGACUGGAAUCUGUGACUGCCCUCUGGGAUACACUGGGAAAUCCUGUUACCUACCCUGCCCCCAUGGUUACUAUGGGCAAAACUGUCGGUUGCAGUGCAGCUGUAAUAGCAAUGCUCGGUGUCACCAUGUUACCGGAGAGUGCACAUGUCCUCCUGGCUGGAGUGGCCAUGACUGCAAACGUCCUUGUGAUGCUGGCCGUUGGGGAGAGCACUGUGAAAGCUUGUGUGUCUGCAAUAACAGUGACGGUAGCUGUGACCCAGUCACUGGGAUUUGUUUCUGUGAAGCAGGAUACUCUGGGAAACACUGUGAGCAGAGAUGCCCUAAGGGAACCUUUGGGCCAAAUUGUAAGUCCAGCUGUCCGUGCCAGAAUGGAGCUGCCUGUGAUCAUGUGAGUGGAGCCUGUACUUGUGCGACUGGCUGGACAGGAACUUUUUGUGAAAAAGCUUGUCCAGCUGGAUUUUUUGGAGUUGACUGCCACCAGGUGUGUGAAUGCAAGAAUGCAGCUCACUGCGACCACAUCAUAGGAACAUGCCAGUGCCUCCCUGGCUGGGUGGGAGCCAAGUGUGACCAACCCUGCCAGGGUGACAGUUAUGGGGAAGGCUGCAGUCAUGCUUGUAAUUGUCACAAUGGAGCGCGCUGUGAUCAUGUAACUGGGAUGUGUAUUUGCGCAGCAGGAUGGAGAGGAGCUACCUGCCAGCAAGCUUGUCCUUCUGGUUUAUAUGGCAUGAACUGUUUACAGCACUGCAUCUGUCGCAAUCAGGCUGUAUGUGAUCAGGUAACUGGACAAUGCAUUUGUCCCAAAGGCUGGACUGGAAUAGCCUGUGAACUUGAGUGUGAGGAUGGGAAGUAUGGAGAGAGCUGUGAGCAGAACUGUAGCUGUGGCAAUGGUGGAAUUUGUGACCGACAUUCAGCGAAAUGCAACUGCCAUCCAGGAUGGAUUGGGGACCAGUGCAAUGUUGCCUGUCCAUCUGGAUUCUUUGGGCAGCAGUGUGAGGAACGGUGUGACUGUGAACACAGCUCUUCCUGCCACCAUCAGAGUGGAGUGUGUCACUGUGAAAAAGGAUGGCGAGGAAAACGAUGUGACAAACCCUGCUUGCCUGGCUACUAUGGCAAUUACUGCACCAAGCGUUGCAACUGCCCUUCAGGUACCCCUUGUCACCAUGUGAAUGGAGAGUGUGGCUGCCCUCAAGGAUUCACUGGCUAUGGCUGUGAAAAAACUUGUCCAGCAGGCACAUAUGGUAAGAACUGUAACCAACUGUGUCAGUGCUCUGCAGAGAAUGAGGAAUGUCACCCAGCGACAGGCAAAUGUACCUGCCUACCGGGUUAUUAUGGAAUCCACUGUGACCUUAAAUGUCCACAAGGCACCUAUGGUCCAUACUGCCAAAAGGCAUGUAAAUGCUUUAAUGGAGGCCACUGUGAUACUAUGACAGGAACCUGUGAUUGUCCUCCUGGCUUCAUUGGAGCUGACUGUAGUAAAAUUUGUCCUGUAAGCCGCUAUGGGAAGGACUGUAUCCUGUUGUGCUCCUGUGGUAAAGGGCAGUGUGACCCAGUGACUGGCAAGUGCUACUGUCCACCUGGCCAAAUUGGACCCAGUUGUCAGCAAGUGUGUCCCCAGGGAAGCUAUGGCCCCAGCUGCCAGCUAAGGUGUAUCUGUAAGAAUGGUGGUAUCUGUGACCCUGUGAACGGAUCUUGUUCCUGUGGACUUGGCUGGACAGGAAGUUAUUGUGAAAAAGAAUGUGCCCUGGGUAAAUAUGGUUCUGACUGCCACUUAAACUGCUCCUGUCAGAACAAUGGAUCUUGUGACAGGUUUACUGGUUGCUGCCAAUGUCCAGAAGGUUACUAUGGGCACUCUUGUGAGCACACCUGCCCUGCUGGAUUUUAUGGUCUAAACUGUAUUCACUCUUGUGACUGUAAAAAUGGAGCUACUUGCAAUCCAGUGACUGGACAGUGCAUUUGUCCUGAAGGCUAUGAAGGUGUCCAGUGUGAAAAAGGCUGUAAUGUUGGAAGAUUUGGAGACAAAUGUCAGCAUCAGUGUGACUGUGAAGGAGUAGCCUCAUGUGAACCUGUAACUGGAAGAUGCCUUUGCCCACCUGGCAGGACUGGAGAUAGAUGCACCAUUGAAUGCAGGUCAGACCAGUAUGGCCCCAGCUGCUCUCUGAGAUGCCAGUGUGCCAACAAAUCCAAGUGUCAUCCUCACAAUGGGAGCUGCAUGUGUCCUGCCAAGUGGAUGGGGCCAACCUGUGAAGAAGGAGGCCCUCCAAAACUUCCUUCUUAUGAAGAACAAACUCAGGAAUGAGGGAAUGCUUUUUCAAGAUCUCUACAACAGUAAUGCUUGGACUAAUAAAUGAAUUGUUUUAUAGGCACAGACAAUAUUUAAACUUGGGUACAAGAACUGCUUGAAUUCAGUUUGAACUGUGUUGAAAUAUUCACACUUUUUCAUGGAAGACAACAGUGGCCAAUAAGUAGUUUGGAUCCCUUUUUAAAACUUCUAACCUGUUUCAUUUAUUUAUUCUUAACCUCCUACUUCUCAAUUAAUCCACUCUGGACAUUCUUUCAGAUUCCUGUUGUCACGUAUUGUUUGAAUUACAUGUGGGGGAAAAUAUUUUUAGCAAAACUGAUAUUUCAAGACUAUCAUGAUAAAAAAUGUAAUAUACACAUUUACAAUAAGCCACAUUAAAUACCAGUGGCUUUCUAAAUCCAGCUGACAAUGAGACUGGUGAUAAUACCUAUUUGAACUCCAAGGGCUCAAGCUUAGAUCUGGUUUAUGUAAAAGAGUCUAGCUACCAGAGGACAGAAUGGAAUCUGUAUGGGUUUUCUUCAUGUAGAUUCAGUUUUGCUGGUUUGUCAAAGUCAAACCAUUCAGUGGCUCGCAAAGAAACAUCCCCUUUUCAUUUCAGAAGAAAGGUAUAUCUUUUGAGGAUGCUGUGGGAAGCAGGCAAAGAUGUCUGAUUAUUGGUGAUUUUAAGAUAAAUUAUAUCUCCUUUGUAAACAAGACAUUGUACUGUGCUUGUACUACCCAGUUUGGUGAAGUUAGACGUUAAAUUCUGAGAAUUUAAAAUGGUUCUGACUUUGUUCAAUGUUAUCUGUUGGUCACUUUGUAAAGCAAAGUGAUCAUGGUUACUGAAAAUAUAGUUAAUACUAUUUUUGUCCAUUUUACAGGUUAUCCUUUUAAUAUAGGACUGAGUAACUGUAAAGAUAUAAUGUUCUGCAUUUUUAGUGUACCCUCAUGGGAUGAAAGAUUUAAUGGCACCAAUUUGUACCAUUGUUCUGAUCGGUUAGAAGUUAUAAGCCUGUUCAUAGCAACUCUCAGUCUGACUGGGUGAAAAGUGGAACUUACUCAAAAGCGGCAUGGAAUUUAGCGAAAGGUUGUAUGGUGUUGCCACUUAAGCUCUCUUUCACACAUCAUGACACACUAAUGGCGACACUGCAGGAAAAGGCCCUGGUUUUCCUUUUAAAAGGUUCAUCGUUGCAAUUGUGGUAGUCUCUGAUUUCUGCAGUCAGACACUGUCCAGAUAAAGCAUCCCAAGCUUCAGCUGAGGUCUUGAACGAUUCAUUAGCUGCCCAGUCAGUAGCAGGCCACUGUUGCUUACCUGGGACUUGAACUCCAGCUGUGAUCUAUUGAGAGCGAUUAGAGGUUUGGUUGGCAUUUGUUAAGCAUAAUGAAAGUAUGACUAUUGUUGUCCAUGACUACGCUGUUAUUGAAAGUAAUUCCAAACAUUCCUGUGACAAUAACAGAAUUAAUUAACCAACAGUGCUUUGAGCCAGAAAGACACAGGGCCUAAUUUUGAUCUCACACCAGUUCUACUUAGUAACAAAAUGGACAUGAGUGGAGUUAUUCCCAGUUUACAUUGAUGUAAAUGAGGGCAGAAGCAGCGAUGGCCUGGAGUUACCCAGAAACAAACAACUCUCAGUAGGCCUAGACCAGCUGCUGCUGUCAUUUUAAGUCUCCUUUUUAAAGACACACUGCCCUGAUUCUCACCUUACAGUAGUGUAAUUCAGGAGUAACUCCAUUGAAGUGAAUGGGGUUUAUACCAGGCUCAAACUGUGAGAGAGGAGACGCCAAUGCCUUGUUUUUAACUGCAAGAGAGAUAUGCAAUACAAGGCAAAAGUGAAUGCCCAAAAAAACAUAGAUAUUGCAAGUGAUGCAUUAUGCUCAGGACUUUUCACUUAGGGACAAUACCCACAGUCUUUGGACAAAUGUAUGGUUUGUUUACUCAGCAACUGAUGCACAAAGAACCAACUUUGGCGUAUGCUAUUUUGUAGUGGUACACAAUGUUUACUGUUUUUCAUAAUACGUGUAUUUAACUGUAAUAAGAGCUGCUUACCAAAGAACCCUUUAAGAAGCCAUAUUUAUAAGCAGAACCUGUGUUUUCAAAGGACUGUUCUAUUUUUCUUACCAUACCCCUCUCUAUUUUAGUGUAUUCUUGUUUACAUUUUCCACAGUACUUUAACUGAGCACUGUAAAUAUGUACUGGAAAUGGAAUUAAUAAUUUUGUCUGUACUGUUUUUUAAAACAAUUACCCAAGUAAGACAUAAGGCACAUUGUCAAGAAAACAAUAGGAAUAAUAUAGGUUAUUUCCCACCGAAUUAGAGGCCCAGCUAGAACUGGUCAGGAAUAUUUUGAAAAACAUUUUUCAUCAGAAGAGGCUAGUUCCUCAGAACCAAAACUGUUUGCAUAAAUGGGGUCAGUUUUGACAAAUUUUGUCUAUGCAAACAUUUUUUAAAAGAAAAUUUUGAAAUGGUCAAAACAGGAUCUUUUGAUAUUUUUCUGGUUGAAAAGACUUUUUGUUUUGAAAUGUAAGUUAAUUUAUGGAAACAAAGAAUUUUGAAACACUUUGACAUUCAGAAUGGAAUAUUUUGAUUGACCUGUGCAAAAAAAAAAUUGGAUUUUCAAUUAGCAGAAAUCUUUGAGGAUGACUUUUUGUUCCAAUUUGGAUCAGGGAAAUGUUUUUGAAAUCUCAAAUGAUUACAGGAUGGGAAAAUCAUUUUCUGCCCAGGGCUAGGCCCAAGAUCUGUUAUCAUUAGUUAUGUAUUUUCCUAACUGAUUGAAAACUUACUUGGAAUAUUGUGAACAAUUUGUGGGUGCUGCUUCUUACCGUUGGCGAACAACAUUUACCAAAGAGGGAAUUAUGUGCCUACAGAAUGUUGUCAAAUAAACUACAUGCGCUUUUUUGUCCUGGGAAAGGUGUUAAAUAGUUUUCUGUUACACUCAUUUUGUUAAACUGUGGCAAAUGAGUUCUAUUUGUUACUAAAACAAUGUCAUACAUUUUAAUUGAUCAUUUAUUCUGUUUAGUAAAAUACCAGUAUAAACUGCUAGGAUGACAGUUAGCAUUGAAAUGUGUUGGCAAUGACACCUGUCAGGAAUGGUCUGGAUUAUACUUAGUCCUGCCAUGAGUGCAGGGGGACUGGACUAGAUGACCUCUCAAGGUCCCUUCCUGUCCUAUGAUUUAGUGUAUUUUAAAUUCAUCUGUAUCUUCAGCUUGGUGCACUCUCCUUGGCAACCUAUUUCCCAUGUCACUGCAGUCACUUAUAGUGGAAUUUCUAGACAUUCGUGGACUUUGUAUUCUGAAUAUAACAAGCAUGUUAUAUGAAUACACAGGUCACUACUGCUCUUUUACAUUGGUGUAAAUCUGAAUCAACUCCAGACUUACAAGCAGCUAAAUGGGUAGACUAUGACCUGAUGAAGCCAGCAGAAUUCUACUCAAUGUGAGUUUGAGCAAGCAGAGCAGCAUGUUUUAGGUUAGAUUUCUAUAAUUAUAAUAGUAUCCUCAUAGGGAAACCAUCAGGAUUUUGAAAAUUCCCUGCUCCUCACUGCCAAAACUUACUGUUCUACUUUUAUCCUUUUUAUGUUUAAGAACCAUAGCUAUUAAAGUUUGCCCAGAUUUCUUAUUAACCCUAUUAUUUUGAUUGGCUGCAGGUUUCUGUUUGCCUAAGUAAUAACCAGCACAGUAUCAGAAAUUGCCAACAGGACAAACAUGGAAAUUAUGGACACAUUUUGGAAGCAUCACUGAUUAUUAUUGCUGGUUUACCCAUGCCAAAAAAAAUCAUGUUUAUUUCAGAAUUUAUUCUUUUACCAGGGAGAAGGGAACAGAGUCCUAGGAAUAGCUCUUUACUCCUCGGGGCAUUCUGCGCCAAAAAAUAAAAAUUCUAUGCAUAAUAUUUUAAAAUUCGGAAAAAUUCUGCACAUUUUCUUUGUCAAAUAAAUGUGGAGGCUCCAGCAUGGCAUUGG
Molecule: messenger RNA, 9049 nt
Organism: Chelonia mydas (Green sea turtle)
Lineage: Eukaryota; Metazoa; Chordata; Testudines; Cheloniidae
Product: multiple epidermal growth factor-like domains protein 6
Exons: 38
Coding region: 356-5116 (1586 amino acids)
Molecular function (GO): calcium ion binding; protein binding
Source: RefSeq, a predicted model, not a curated record